AUGGCAUCGGGUGGUGAUUACGAGGACGGUGAGAUUUUGGAAGAGGGUGAAGGGAUAAUGCCACUCCGUGCUACCUUACAACCGAUUGCAUCUUCUGUAUCUUCUUCUUCUACGCCCACUGGUGUAUCAACUGUUGUUAAACCUCUCAUAGAGACAUCAAACCGGUCUCUACUACCCACGCCUGGUAACAAUCAGCGUAAGCGUCGGCAUUCGACACUACAAAACACCAGAGUUGAUUUGAAUACAGUAUACGACAGACGUAUACCUCUCUCCCAUCGUCAGCCUACAACAUGCUACAAUUACAAUUACAAUACUGGAUACAGUGGCUGCAAACGUGACGCGACGUUUUACGAGCACAAGGACGACCGCAUAUAUUCUGAAGAUCUGAUCAUACAAUACCCAAGACAGCAACCACGGAGCAAUGUGAUGCUGGACUUUGCUACGUGGAUGGCAGCUGCAAAAAGCAGAAAACGCCUGGACAUUGAGGAUGUGCAGAAGCUCGUGCUUAAUGUAUUGAGAGGAGGUAGCAAGGAAGAGAAGGGUGUCGUCAGCCCCUACCUGCUGCCAUAUCUUACGGACAGAGUUGGUUUACCAACAAAGAUUUGUCUUGUGCUGUUAGAGAAAAUGCAUCCGUCGGUGCUGCAGAAAUACCGAGCCAAUUUGAGCUUUUUUGAUGGAUGUUCCAGUGUUCCGGUUGUGUUGACAAAGCAGGAGAUGAACCAAAUUAGGCGGUUGGAAAAGCCAUUGCCGGAGUUAAUGUACAAGUUUCCAAGACCGACAGUGGAUACUCAUGAACUGUCGAUGGAUGAGCUCUUCUACGCGCAUGAACUGACGUUCCUGAUGAAACACUCGGCUGGAUUUACGGACGAGUUGGUGUUGUUACCGACGGGAACAUUUACACGAAAAGCUCGGCCUCUGGGAGGAACGUGGAAGCUUGAUGGUGACUUGCUGCACUUGAAAUGGAGACAGCACACGACAAAAGUGGUGUGUGGGCCGGAUGAGACGGCGAUAGAGCAAGAUUCUGUGACGGAGGAUAAAGAUACUGACGCGUACACGCUGGACGUGCUGGUUAGUCAAGACGCGAGCAUGCACGAGUUUAAGACUGAUUCAUUGACAGAUGAAACCUAUGCGCACAAGGUACCUGAACAUUUGGCCAAAAGACGUCGCGGCGAUGACAAGCCGCGCUCUAUCUGGCUGUCUCUUGCAAAAGCAAUCGCUCUCGAUGUGCCUCGCUCGGCCGAUGGAACGCUAAUUUUGCAUGAUCAAGUACCGACGAAUAGCUUGUCAAACCAUUUGCACGAUCCCUCUUCAGUAGACGUGAAUGGUUAUGAUGCCAUGAGUGAGAAGAAGUUAAGACGCGAGGCAUUCGAGUAUUAUGUUCUAUCGCCUGAAGAAAUGAAACAACAUGGUUAUCCUCUGGACGUAGAGGAAGAACAGCGUCAGCUGUUAGCAGCCACGGAUGGGAACACGCGCGAUACAUACGUGGCAACGAAGCUUCGGGCAGAGGUUGCGAUUCAAGAUCCUGUGUCUGCCACGAAUGAUGACGAAGAAGGAGCGGCGAUGGAGACGGACGAGACAUUGGCAAGUGCGCCCUCAGAUGGCAACUUUGUCUACGCUUUAGACUGUGAAAUGUGCGAGACAGACAUUGGCAUGGAACUCACGCGCGUAACCGUAGUCGAUAUCAAGGGUGCUGUCGUGUAUGAUCAACUAGUGAAGCCGCAAAGCACCAUUAUUAAUUAUCACACGGAAUUUAGCGGAAUCUCAGAGAAGACUUUGCAAGACACGAAGCACACCUUGGCUGAUGUCCAGCGAGAUCUAACAACGCAAUUUUUCUUUAAGGAUACGAUCCUUGUAGGGCAUUCCUUGACGAGUGAUCUGCGUGCUCUGCGUAUGGUACAUCCGACGGUCGCGGACACGGCGAUUCUCUUCCCUCAUCAACGCGGGUUUCCAUUUCGCACUUCACUUAAGUAUCUCACGAAGACUUUUUUGAAAAAAGAUAUUCAGAUGCAAGCCCAGGCUGGACACGACUCAGCUGAGGACGCCAUUGCAUCAUUACACCUGCUGCUACUGAAAGUUCGUGAAGGACCCUGGUUUGGCAUUCCUGACGCGGUGUGUUCAAGUGGUGCUUUUGACUCAAUCAUGGACAAGGUUUUUGCGUUGGAGAAGACGAUGACAAUGCUUCGCCUGCAAAGCACGGCAUCUCUUGAUAGUAGCUGCAGCGCUGUACUGUUACCGGAGCGGAAGCCAUGGGAUUUGUACGCAAGCGGUGAUUUGAAGACUCACUCGCAGUGCCCAUUUCGCCAUGCGCAGAUAGUGAAGAAUAAGGCCAAAGAGUGCUCUUCAGCAUCAUCGAUUUCAGCCGUAGAUUCGGCAAGCGCUGUUGUAAAGGUUGAAGAUUGUUCGUCGUGGGAGGUGCUAAAGGCCAGUCUCGACGAUACUUUCAAUACCAAGACGAGUGAAGCUGCCGAGCGGUCAGAUCUCUGCUGGGUAGAAGUUGAGCCUCCAAGUGGAAGUGCAGCAGGAUGCAAUGACUUUGUAGACAAGCACGAGCGCUGGAUGGCUGAGCAACAGGCUUAUUGCGAGCAGGUGGAUGCGUUCCUGCAGCAAGUUUUUGACGAGGUGCUGCCUAAGGGCACGCUGUUGCUUGCAUUGCCUCAAGGCGAUCUGAGUCUUCUGCGAUAUCUCAAGGGUCUGCGGACACGAUCCAAGUGGCGUGAUGGCACACCAAACUGUGAUGACCUGGCGCCCGAAGAGCUGCAUGCCGCAGUGGGAGAUGCGUUUCAUGGUGCCAUGGACAGUUGCUUGUUCCUGAAGCAGAAGUGA
Peronospora belbahrii is the source of this 2823-nucleotide messenger RNA. The record is from the annotation of a GenBank genome assembly. Lineage: Eukaryota; Oomycota; Peronosporomycetes; Peronosporales; Peronosporaceae.